AUGCAAGCGCUCGGCAACGAGCUAGGCGCCAGCGGCGGUGGUGGUUGCCAUCACAGCCCUCCAAACCCGGCGGUGGCGAAGGAGGCGGGCGAGGUGGUAUCACGCGAGGAAGGCGAGGCGAUUUAUCGCGCGACGCUCGAGUCGCUGUUGGCGUCCACCGGGUGGACGCCGCGCGCCGCGGAGGAGAUGGCGCGCGAGGAGCAGCGUGCGCAUGUUCGGCAGAUGCGCUGGGCAAGGGAGCACGGCCGGGGGGAGCCGGUCCGGUGCUUUGACGCGGAGGAGUACGACGAAGGCGACGACGCUUUCGACGCGCUCUUCGACGGGGGCUCGGGGUACGGGUGGGAUUCCCCCUCGGGGGGCGGCGCUUUCUUCUAG
Messenger RNA from Emiliania huxleyi CCMP1516, 375 nucleotides. RefSeq lists its product as hypothetical. The record is from RefSeq and is a predicted model, not a curated record. The transcript is spliced from 2 exons. The coding region runs from base 1 to 375 and encodes 124 amino acids. NCBI's taxonomy places the organism in Eukaryota, Haptophyta, Isochrysidales, Noelaerhabdaceae.